Molecule: messenger RNA, 5094 nt
Organism: Hydra vulgaris (swiftwater hydra)
Lineage: Eukaryota; Metazoa; Cnidaria; Hydrozoa; Anthoathecata; Hydridae
Biological process (GO): meiotic sister chromatid cohesion, centromeric; mitotic spindle assembly checkpoint signaling; protein phosphorylation
Cellular component (GO): nucleus
Molecular function (GO): ATP binding; protein kinase activity
Source: RefSeq, a predicted model, not a curated record
AAUAUUUAAGAAUUUACAUUUGAAUGGAUGGAUCCACACAAGAAGAUGAGUGGGAACAAUGUAAAGAAAAUGUUCAACCUUUAAAAGGUGGUAGAAAGAUCACAGAUUUAAGAAAGGUUCUUACUGGUGAUGGAAAUGAUUACAUGAAAACAACAAUUCAGCAUUUUGAAUUUCAACUCAGAAAUGCAGAAGGUGAUUUAAAUCAGCUGGAUGUUUGGCACAGCUAUAUAACAUGGAUGGAGCAAAACUCAACACAAACAAAGGAAGUACUUCCACUAUUGCAAAGAUGUAUGAUGUUUUUUAAAAAAAAAAAGACAGUUAACGAAAACAAAAAAUAUGUCGAACUAUGGGUGAAAAUGAGUGAAGCAGUAGAUGAUCCAAACUUAAUUUUUGAAUACAUGUUUGAUCAUGACAUUGGAACAAGUCUUUCACUAUUUUACAUAUGUUGGGCUGAGCAUUUUGAGACAAUUGGAGCAAUAAAAAAGUCAGAUGAACUAUACAAUCUUGGAAUUAAUCGAAGCGCCCAGCCAUUAGAUGUGUUAAAAGAAGGAAAAAGGAUGUUUGAAAUGAGAAUGGCAAAAUCAUCAUCAAGUAAAAGUGUUGAAACAGAUAAUUCAAGAGAGGUUCUAGCUGGUUUAAAUGCAUGUAAGGGUGGAAAGGUGCCAAGCAACCGAAUUAAAAAAGAAGUCAAGAAGCAAAGUACAUCUCAAAAGAUUUCUUGCAGUGGUCCAUAUUUCCAAAUCUUUAAAGAGGAGUCAAGUUCUGAUUCUGUUUUACCAGUACCAUCGAAAGGACAGUCCAAAGUACUUCCCACUGAUCCAUCCUUGCAUAUAGAAAAUACAAAACCAGUAACAACUCUUAAAGGAACAAAGAUAAAAGCAGGAGGUUCAAGCUCCUCUGUAAGUUUUCCUAUAUAUCAAGAAGAUGUUCACAUUUCAAAUACAACACUCCAUAAACAUGUUAUAAUCGAAGAGCGCAAGCCGUUAAGUGCAAUUAAAGUUUCAAGAGGUGAACCAGAUUUUUAUAAGGAACUUCCGACAAACAGUAAAAUUGUUGAAAUGUAUUGUAAGGCUCGUAUUUAUAUGGGAAAGUUAGAGUUUUCCUUUGAGGAGUUGAAAGCCAUGACUCGGAAGUAUGCUCAGUCUGAUGAUAAGUUGGCAGAACAAUUUGAUAACAAUUCAGAUAAGUUUAAAACAAAAUUAGACUUUAGUGAUAUGAAAACAAAUAAGUUACCUUUAAAGAAUUCAUUGACACAUUGUCCUGUUAGUUCAGCAGGGCAUUCUGAAAAAGUAAAUGUAAUUGAUUUAACUAAUAAUGAGUUAAAGUCUGAAGUCAACAGUUACUUAAAAGAACUUUCUACUAUAAAAAAAAAUGGGCCUUUAACAAAAAUAGAUAAAAACAUUAAUUUGUGUCCUGAUAUAGACAUCACUGAAAACUUGGCCUCAAAAUGUCAUAAAGUUAACCAAAACAAUUUAGGCCAUCUGAUAGACUCACUUGAAAAAACUGUAUGUUUUCCAUUUCUAGACAAAGACAAAGAAAUUUUUAAGAAAAAAAAAGUUGAGCUAGCAAAUGAAGCAAAUAAAGAUCAGGAUGGUCUCAAUUAUUUAGACAGUUUAGCUCACUUGACAGACUCACUUGAAAUGACAGUAUGUUUACCAUCCAUACAAGACAAAGAUAUUUUUAAUACAAAAGAAGUCUCACCUGAAAACCCAGUAAGUGAAAAAAUUAAUGACUCAUCUAAUAUUAGUCAGAAAGUUAGUUUACAAGACGAUAAGUCUGUGUGCCCGCCUGUAUUGCAAAAAGAAACUGAAAGUACCAAAAGAAAAUCAUUUAAUGGUGUUGUUUCAGAGAAUAAAAAACUAAAAAAUGAGUUCUUAUACAGUGCAGAGAAUUCUUCAUUAAACCCGCAGGAGCCUUUAACAACUGCUGUAUUAUCUAACAAACCUUUUCACAUGGACUCUAUAUCAAAUAAUAUAUCACAGGAAUCAACUAAAACAUCAAUGAUCAGUUCUGUUCAAACUGGUAUAUUAAAUGACUCUUUUGAUCUUGAUAAACUAACCAGUUCUUUUUACGAAGAAAAAGAAUGUUGUGCAGCUGAAACUAAAAAGACAGAUAUCUGUUGUAACAAAAUACCAAAAUUAUUUGAUGAAAGUGAAAUAAAGCCUCAAUUUGCUUUACCCCAAAAUCAUGAAGCUAUUGGAACUUGUCAAGAAUCUAAAAACAGUGGGGUUAUGUUAAAUGUUGAUAAAUCUUCAUCUUCAAAAAAUGAUGUUGAACAUUUAAAGUUAUUAAGUUCUUCUGAUGAUGUUUUGUCAUAUGAAAAAUUGUUUUCAAAAACUCCAAUGAUCAAAAAAGCGUUCCAUAAAAAAGACUUUUUUCAGCUACCUGCACCAUCUCCAUCCAUCACAUUGAAUACAAAGUAUGCUAAAGAUAAUAUUCAGUCCUUGUUCAAUGAAAGUCUUGAUUUCGAUAUAGAUGCCACUGAUCACAUAAAGGAUUCAUUUUAUAAUGGUCCAAAAUCUUCAUUUUCACAUGAUUCAAGUGAUUUACAAAAUUGCAAUGAAAAAAAUGUUUCUUUAAAACAAAGUGCUAACUAUAGGCCUUUUGAUGUUUCAUCAAAGCCAGCUUUUGAGAUUUUCCCUGAUACUUCUGGUAAAUCAAAAGUUUCAUCGAAGCCAGCAUUUGAGAUUCUUCCAGAUGCCCCAGUUCAAUCUAAGACUACAUCAAAGCCAGUUUUUGAAAUUUCCUCUGAUGCUCCUGUUAACUCAAAAGCUCCAUUAAAACCAGCAUUUGAGAUUUUUUCUGAUGCUCCUGUUCAAUCAAAAGCUCCAUCGAAGCCAGCAUUUGAGAUUCUUCCAGAUGCCCCAGGUCAAUCUAAGACUAUAUCAAAGCCAGUAUUUGAAAUUUUUUCUGAUGCUCCUGUUAACUCAAAAGCUCCAUUAAAACCAGCAUUUGAGAUUUUUUCUGAUGCUCCUGUUAACUCAAAAGCUCCAUUAAAACCAGCAUUUGAGAUUUUUUCUGAUGCUCCUCUUCAAUCAAAAGUUACAUCCAAGUCAGCAUUUGAGAUUCUUCCAGAUGCCCAGGUUCAGUCAAAGACUACAUCAAAACCAGCAUUUGAGAUUUUUUCUGAUGUUCCUGUUAACUCAAAAGCCCCAUCAAAACCAGCAUUUGAGAUUUUUUCUGAUGCUUCUGUUCAAUCAAAGGUUUCUUCAAAUUCAGCAUUUGAGAUUUUUUCUGAUCCUUCUGUUCAAUCAAAAGUUUCAUUAAAGUCAGCAUUUGAGAUUUUUUCUGAUGUUCCUGUUAAUUCAAAAGCUCCAUCAAAACCAGCAUUUGAAAUUUUCUCUGAUAUUCCUGUUCAAUCAAAGUUUACAACAAAUUCAACAGAUAUCAACUUAAGUAAAACAUUCGGAAUCUCAGCACAAUCGAAAGAUAUCCCAUUACAUAAUAAAAAUACUUCUUUGGCACAUCUCACCUUGUUUGAUUCCAAAGAGAAAAAAAAUUUAGUUUUUGAUAAUUGCAAGCCAUUUGAAGUUAAAGUUGUUAGUGAACAUAAUAAAAAUUGUUUAGAUGCACCAGCUCAUCAUAACAAUACACAAGAUAAUUUUAAAAAACCCUUAUCUAUAGAUGAAAAGUUUUGUUACCAAAUGGAAAAUAACCAAGAAAAAGUAGAUAAAACUACUCUUAACACUUUCCAAUUACUUUCAAACACUUGUAAUACAAGUGAGUUCAACAGUUUCAAAGAAGAUACAACACAAAUAAAACAAAUACCAAGAUAUUCAUCCACACCUUUCAAUGGAACUCAAAAUAAAUUUAUAUCUUUUGACUGCAGUAAAUUUCAGUUUGAUGGACAUACUGAAAAUAUUGCAUUUGACUACACAAAAAAUGAAAAUAAAGCAGAACUUUCAAUAAUUAGUGAGCGUAGUAAAGAAGACACUGGUGGAUCAGAUGAUUCAGGAUCAAAAACGUCGUUAUUUAAUAAUGAGACUGGUUAUCAAUAUAUAGAAGCUUUUAAAAAAGAUUUUUUAGAAGCAAGUUUAAAGGCUGCAAUGGGAUACAUAACUCAAUCGGUUAGUUUUUUGAAUAUAAAUGGAAAGCUACCAAAGCUACAGGGAACAGAAAUGGAAUUGAAUUUAGGUCCAAGAAAAGUUCGAAUUAGAAAAUCAAUUAAAAAAAACCAGAAUACAGCAUCUUACAAAGGUGUUAAUGUUUUUUCUAAACAAAUACUGCUCAAGAUUUCAACAGGAGAUGGUUUUAAAAUGUUAUGGGAUUUUUACAUCAGCAUUUUAAUCCAAGAACGAAUCAAUUUAGCUAAAAAAGAAUUAUCAGCAAAACAAAAUUUUAUUCAACAUUAUUUUGGAUUAAAAUAUUAUGAUGCUGUUUGUAUUGAAUCUCCUUUUUAUAGCGAAGGAACAUUAAAAGAUUUACUGGAUUUAUAUCAACGCCAUAAUCAAACUAUUGAUGAGGUCUUAAUCAUGUUGUAUGCUUAUGAAAUUCUUAGAAUUCUACAAGUUCUUCAUCGUAUCAACAUCAUUCAUACUAACAUUUGUCUUAAAAAUUUUAUUAUAGGAGACUGUAAUACUGGGGAUAAUGUGAGCCCUAUUGAUCUUCGAUGCUUGAUAUUAAAAGGAUUUUAUGAAAGUAUAGAUCUUAAUAACUUUUGCGAUGAUGUCAUGUUUGUUGGUUCUCGUGGAAAUGAAGAGUAUGAAUGUCCAGAGAUGUUUCAUGGGAGUCCAUGGAAGUUUCAGGUAGAUUACUUUGCCGCUGCUUCUUCAAUACAUUUUCUUAUUUUUCAAACAAAUAUGAAUACUUAUAUGGAUCCGAAUACUAAAAAGCUUACCAUUUGCAAAUCUUUCAAAGCAUCUUGGAAUGAUAAAAUUUGGACGAAAUUUUUUUCCGUUUUAAUAAAUUUCCCUUCUCAGUCGUCAUUUUUAUCUGAUUUAAUUUUUAGUUUAGCUGAUGAACUCUCUCAAAGAAGUGAUGAACUUAAAAUUGCACUUUCCCGUAAAAAUGACUUAAUUAUGGAAGAUGAAUAAAUUAAUCCGAGAUACUGUGUACAUAUAUAAAAAAUGUUAAUAUAGUCAAACUUUUUUUUAA